AUGCUGCCAGGUUAUUUCUCACCCCUCUCAGGAGACAUUAAACUCCUGUUCCUGACCUUGGCUGUCCUUGUGGUCCUGGCUCAGACUUCCCCAGAUGGAUGGUUCAAAAGAUGUUAUUAUGGAAUUGGCAAAUGCAGGAAAUCAUGCAAAAAAAAUGAGAAGAAGAAAGAAAAAUGUGCAGAAAAAUAUGUUUGCUGCAUCCAUAAGUCAAACUGGAAACUCUCACACAUUCACACGAAAGAAAAGACAACACUCAAGAUUUAG
Molecule: messenger RNA, 264 nt
Organism: Cynocephalus volans (Philippine flying lemur)
Lineage: Eukaryota; Metazoa; Chordata; Mammalia; Dermoptera; Cynocephalidae
Gene: DEFB115
Product: defensin beta 115
Exons: 3
Coding region: 1-264 (87 amino acids)
Biological process (GO): innate immune response
Cellular component (GO): extracellular region
Source: RefSeq, a predicted model, not a curated record